AUGACAGACUGCAACAAGAAUAGAGAAACUGUUUGUUCAACAACCUUCUCCCCAGUGGUAACCAGAGGGGUCUCAGGUCUCACGUCUCACCCAACUCUGUCACAAGGUGAAUCCCUGGGCAAUUUUGUGUCUCACUUCUGUGUUUUUCCAGGAUGUUCUGUCAAUAAUAACGAACCAAGUGUUUAUGAGAAUAACCCUCCUGGUUACGUGGUGACUACUAUCCAUGUGGAACCGAACUUCACUGUAAUGAUUGAUCCUACUUCCCCCGAUGCCAGUUUUUUCACUAUAUGGAGGUCUGAGCUGCAGCUGAACCGAAGUGUGGACUAUGAGAAAGACACCUUGCUGCUGGUGUACCUGAUUUGUCGGAACGCUGCUGGGCAGAGCGAUUCGUUGCAAAUUCUCGUGACCAUUCUCAACAUGAACGAUAACAGCCCAGUGUUUAAGCAGACGAAUCUCACCGAGGUUGUUCCUGAGGAUACAAAAGUGAACACAACCAUUGUGGCCCGUGAAGUUUUAAGUGCUAGUGAUGCUGACCUGGACACCAUCUUUUAUGAACUCGCAACAAUAGUGCCGGGCACAGAUGGUUAUUUUGCCAUAAAAGGAGUUAACAACCCAGAAAUUUAUUUACAAAAAGCACUGGACUAUGAGAAAUUUAAAUUGACAACGCUGCUCUUGUACGCAAGGGACAGGCCUGUGGGCAGCACUGAGACCACCAACACAGCUACAACAACAAUAAACAUAUUUAUUGAACAAGCUGACACCAAAUCACCCUGGUUCCUACCCUGUACCUUCAUUAACAUGGACAAUAGCAUUUGCAUCAGCAGCCCCUAUACUGGGAGGGUCAAUAUCUCUGAGAUGUCGACAGAACCACUCAUUCUAGAGCCGGGGCCUAUCUAUGCUAUCGAUCCUGAUUACACUUUAAAUGAAAAAAUCAUGUACAGCAUUGUUGGUGGGGAUACAGACAAAGUAUUCUCAGUGGAUGCAGACACAGGGAAUUUAACUAUGAAUAAAGUAGCAACUUCUCCAGACUCAUACCUAUUGCAAGUUAUGGCCACCCAGGUCAACAACAAACAGAAAUACUCUGUAGUCAGUGUAGAGAUUAAGGUUGUCAAUAAGAGCAACUACCCACCCUACUUUGAGAGCAGGAUCUACAAUGGGACCGUAUUUGUUGGUCUGGCUCCGAGAAGCUUUGUAUUCCAAGCUGGUGAUCCUUCAAGUCCCCUGAUGAUAACAGCGGUGGAUGAAGAUUUCCCUAAUAAAGUCAACCCAAACAUUGAGUACUACAUAAAAGACAGCACUGAUUUUAUCACAACCAAAGAUGGACUCGUCCUGACAAACGUAAUGCUGCAGUCACCAGGAACUGUGACCAUCAAGGCUAUUGGAAAAGAUAUGGUAAGCCUGCAGGAGGCAAGCACUGUAAUCGUGGUGGAGGUCAUCCUUGCUGCAGCUACAACCUCCUCUGAUAAGAUACACACUGCCCAGGAUAUGGCUAUCUUAGGUGGUACAUUAGCAGCACUGCUAUUAAUUGCUUUAGUCUUCCUUGGAGUGAUGAUAUAUAAACAGUAUCGAAGACCAGUUAAAAACCUGGUAAAGAACAAGUUCUCCAGGGAAAUCUCUGGGGGUUACCAGAACCAAUCUUACAAGGAAGAUGAACACCCAAAGGUGAGCACCAAACAGCAUGGGACAUCAGAAAAUGGCAAUGACCAGUGGACGACGCCUGUGCAAGAGCAGUCAGCACUCUCCUUGCUCUCUUCUGAUGCAGAAGAAAUUGGUAGCCUCCCACAGGCUUCUAUAGCUUCCACCAUCAUCUCUGACCAGGGAGAGAAAGAGGAAGAAGUGGAAGAAGAGAAAGAAGAGAAUGAGCAUGAGAAAGAAGUGAAGUCUAUCCUCAAGACAGAGAGGCAUGUGGCAGAUGAUGGCUACAAAGCUGUGUGGUUUAAGACUGAUGUGGAUCCAGAUGCUGGAGAGAGGAUUGAAGUUAUUGAGGACAAUGCAGCAGAUGACGAUGAUGACAGUGACCAAGAUCUGCAGAAGAAUGAGAAUGAGGAGGAGGAGGAGGAGGAGGAGGAGGAGAAAGAAGAUUAUGACAAGGAUGAUCACCACAGAGGGCUAGGAGUGUCCUUUGCCUCAGAGCACUCAUCACUCCCAGCUGCAGAAGUGAUAGUCAACAUGUCUCGCACAGAUGCAGUGACAGAAGAUGACAGGGACAUAUAAUGGAAAUGGUCUGCACUCUCCCCCCAAAAUGUGGGAAUCUCAGCUGCUCUGCUGACAUGAAGCCCAUUUUUCUUCUCAGGGGGGAAACUGGAAUGCAGGAGGACGAGGCUGCCUGUCCUGCUUGUCUGAAUGCAGCAGUUAAAGCUGGAAGAGAUUACAGCUAAUUCAACCUUUUAGGGAGACCCUGAAAUAUCACUUAGGAUUUUGGGGAGAGGAACACGUCUCAUCUCUCCACCUUUCUUCCUGUUCCCCACAGGCCCCUUCAUCACAUUUCCCAAACUGGCUGCAGGUACAGCAGAGAUGUAGCUGAACUGACUUUGAAGCAGUCAACCCAGCUCAUGGUAGCAAUUCAGUUACACAACCCAGUGUUCAUCUCCUCUUGGUGGGUAUCUAAGCCAGCACUGACUGCUUGCCUGUUCCCUUUGGAGUGUUACAGUUUGGUGCCAGCUGCAGGACAUAAGCCAGCACAAGUCACCCUGACCCCACAGUUGCUCAUAUGACUGUAGCCAGGAGCUCACUCCAGGGCUUGGCUCUGCUCUCUGUUGUUGCCACUCUGUGCUCCCAGCACAAGCAGCUGGCAUGGGACACCACUGUCCUCGUCCUGCCAGCAGUCAGGAGUUUACGUGCUCGGGAGCUGCUGUUUCCUCUGCCACCAGUAGUCAAGGGUUGAUCAUGUGUUCUUUACUGAAGGACUUUGUCAUCAAUUUUUC
Messenger RNA from Athene cunicularia (burrowing owl), 2924 nucleotides. RefSeq names its product cadherin related family member 5 (gene CDHR5). Gene Ontology annotation, cellular component: adherens junction; membrane; catenin complex. NCBI's taxonomy places the organism in Eukaryota, Metazoa, Chordata, Aves, Strigiformes, Strigidae. The transcript has 14 exons. Gene Ontology annotation, biological process: multicellular organism development; homophilic cell-cell adhesion; adherens junction organization. Bases 1 to 2214 code for a protein of 737 amino acids. The record is from RefSeq and is a predicted model, not a curated record. Gene Ontology annotation, molecular function: calcium ion binding; cadherin binding.